UGCCCUGAUGCAGCCGUCGCGAGCUAAACAAACAUGGCUCAGCUACAUUAUGAGACAACGGACCUUAAUGAUACGUAGGCAAAUGAAAAGGGAAAUAUGCGACGAUUAAUAAGAAACGCGCCAAACAUUGAGUUUUAGAUGGAGAGCUGAUGUAUUACUCUGCUGGUUAGCUUACAGUAGCCUUUUGUGACCGUGUUUACACAUUGCUAGCUAGCUCACUAGUUGGCUAAUGCAAGCUAGCAAAGAUGGACCUUGGAACAAUGUUGUACAACAAUUUAAAAGAUGUUACAUGGAGCACGACGUCUUUACCACUAGAUCAACUUGUCAGUGCUUACAGGUUGCCUCAAAUUGCCAAGCUGGAUAACGGUCAGUUGGUUGAAGGGCUCAGAGACAAUGACUACCUCUUGAUUCAUUCCUGCCGUCAGUGGACAACGAUUACUGCUCACAGUCUGGAGGAGGGACAUUAUGUCAUUGGGCCCAAAAUAGAGAUCCCAGUGCACUACGAAGGUCAGUUUAAGCUACUAGAGCAGGACAGAGAUGUCAAGGAGCCUGUGCAGUACUUCAACAGCGUGGAGGAGGUGGCCAAAGCAUUCCCAGAGAGGGUAUACGUCAUGGAAGAAAUCACUUUCAAUGUUAAGAUGGCUUCAGGGGAAUGCAAUGAAGAUACUGAAGUUUACAACAUAACACUAAGCACCGGUGAUGAACUGACAUUAAUGGGCCAGGCUGAGAUCCUGUACGCCAAGACCUCCAAAGAAAAAUCAAGAUUCAACACAAUUUUUAAGAAGAUCGGGAAGCUGAACUCCAUCAGUAAGAUCGGUCGAGGCAAGAUGCCUUGCCUGAUCUGCAUGAACCAUCGCACCAAUGAGAGCAUCAGCCUGCCUUUCCAGUGCAAAGGCAGGUUCAGCACCUGCAGUCCACUGGAGCUUCAGAUGCAGGACGGCGAACACAACAUCAGGAACAUUGUGGAGAAAACCCGUCUCCCUGUCAACGUUACAGUACCCAGCAGUCCACCCCGCAACCAGCAUGACCUUCACCUCAUCCGCGAGGGUCAUCGCUACAAGUUGGUCAACAUUCAGACGAAGACUGUGGUUGUGUGUUGUAUUCUGCGAAGCAACAAAAUUAUCCCCAUCCAUUUCCCCUUUCAUAUGGCCAUGCCUAGAUUUAUUAUCCCAGAAGAACUGCUGCAAGGAGAGCUGUGGUUAGAUACUAUGGUACAUCGCUGGUUCUCCUUCUGCCAGGAGCAGUUUGACAUAGACGACUAUUCUCGUGCCGUCCGGGAUGUGAGGACAGACUGGAAUGAUGAUGGCAAGAGCCCUAAGAAAGGCAGUGGGAAUGGCAGUUGCAGUGGAAGCAGCGGAGGAAGCGGCAGCUCUAAUGGUUGUCCUAAUCACAUGCAGAUUCCCAGCUCUUUAACUUACGCCCGGGAUGAACUCACCCAGUCCUUCCACCGACUGUCUGUGUGUGUCUAUGGCAGCAACCUGCAUGGUAACAGUGAGGUCAAUUUGCAGGGCUGUAUGACACUGUGUGGGGAUUGGGCUCUUCUGCCCUCUGAUUGCAUCCCUUCAGACUCAGGAGAAAAUGAACACUUUUUCCCCGAACUGAUGGAUAGCACAAACCAACAGUCAUCUCUCAACAAGUCUGAUGUUCCCUAUGAGGAGCUAUGGUUGGAUCACUUGAGAGGGCAGAUCCCAAAACCCUCUCUAAGUGAGGGAAUUCGAAGUAUCAACAAUGGCUGUGGCACAACAGCAGCCCUGUCAUACCCAGUCAGUUGUCCUCUUGGUGCUACACCCAGUUCAGAUGUGUCUCUUACUCCACCACCAGUUCCACCCAAGUCUGAAGCUGUGAAGGAAGAAUGCCGUCUUUUGAAUGCCCCUCCAAUCCCUCCACGGAGUUUGAAACAGAUGCCAUCGGUGCCCAUCCUCUCUAAACCAAGGCAGCAGGAGACUCGGUCACCAAGUCCAACCCUCUCCUAUUAUUCUUCUGGUCUCCAUAACAUAAGUGGAGCAUCUGAGCAAGAGGCAGCUGAUUCACAAGAGCAAAGCCAUGUGUGCUACCCCUGUAACUGGGGUAAAUCCAACAGCACUGAGCCAAACACUACGUUGCCCGGUGGUAGCCUGCCAUCGGAUGGAAUGUCCUCCAGGUUGUCUUGGCCAAAUAACUUCAGUGGAGGAGAAUCGCACAGCAUGGAUGAUUUCCUACCAGCCAGCUGUCGAAGUUACUACAGUUACCCCAGAAAAAGAACCCCGAGCACCCCAAAAACCUGCACAUCCAGCCUCGUCGACUUCGAUGGCCGAGAGCACACACAGAAGAGUGAGGACUUCAGGUCGCAGAAAGCUUCCCUGAAUCAGUUCUGCACCAAAUCUUCAAGUUACAAUUCAGAAAUGUACCGAGACAAGCAGAUAGAAGAAUCUAACACUAAGCAGAGCCUCUCUUGCCCCAUCUUACCACCGAGAACACCAAAAUCAAACGCCAUAAAGAAGUGCACAGAUUUACUGUCAGGAUCAGUCUGUGACAGUGAGCAGGAAACUUCAAAUAGCUCACCGACUUCACAUGAGCAAGGCACAAAGGAGAUAUAUUCCAUCUCUAGCUCAUUAACUCCCGACUGUGCAGCCUUUUCUCCCUCUGCACAGUGGCAGCCCCCAUCCAAUCUUGCCGGUCUUUCUAUUGAAGAGGUGUCCAAAUCUCUAAGGUUUAUCGGCCUGCCAGAUGACAUUGUUUCUCUUUUUGUGUCUGAGAAGAUUGAUGGGAAUUUACUGCUGCAGCUCACUGAGGAGAUAUUGUCAGAGGACUUCAAGCUAAGCAAACUGCAGGUAAAGAAACUAAUGCAGUUCAUAAACGGGUGGAGACCCAAGAUAUAACUAACAGUAUACGACGCUAAAAUCCUGUUGUAAAGCAGUCAUGCCUUCAGUAUAUAUGCUAUGCACACCAAGCCACAAAGAAUUUCUUUUUGUAUAAUAUGAAUUUGUUACUAUAAUGUGGGGAAGGCCGUUGGGUAAUGUUUCCCAGCCUGUUUAGUGUCUGUGACUGUUAUUUACUAACUGAUUGGAACCAUUUGGCACUUUCUUGAAGACAUUUUCGUGUCAGCUACUUAGUACUUUUUCAACCACAACCUACUGGUGCCACACAAAUCCUAAUUUAGGCCAACAAAUGUAAAGGAAAACACUGAUGUGACAAAACACAAAUAAGAGAUUUGCUCAGAGGAAAGUCUGUCACUCUGAUCUUAAUGGGGAAUACUGCAACAUUCUUUUGUUUCCGGGAUUUUUAAAAGAGCACAAAAACCAGAGGACAUAUUUGUAUGUUUAAAUUUUGUAGUGGAUACACAAUCUAAAAUUCGGCUGAAAAUGGUAACCAAAGAAUUCCUUGCAUCUUAAGCUUGCAAUUAUAUAGUUAUGCAGUCAGUCAGUUCAAAGUUCAAGAAUGGGAUAGACUGUUUCUACAAGUGCAUUUCUUAACUGUUGAUUAAAUUAAUGACUGUUGAAUGAAUUUGAGACCUUCCUACUGCUAUAGGCAUUAAGAUAAAAUUGUGUUCUUUUAAAAAUCAACCCCUUUGAGCUCCUCUUAAGCUGUAAGCUUGGUUUGCAUCAGUGGACAUUUACUACUUUACCGAAUGGUUAGAAAUAGUCAGUGAUUUGAACCUUAACUUUUAGCCUUUGGUAUCAUACUGAUGUACAAGACUGUCCUCCCCCAAACUACUUGUCAUACAUACUUUGUACAAACAGCUUCUUACAACCCAUAUCCACAUUUAGUGUUAGUGGAAGUAGUAAUUGUGACAGUAGCAAAGGAGGCAGUCAGGUGAGGUAGUAUAACAAGUGUCAAUGUCCAUGUAGAGAGGAGGUCAGAGUGGAAGGAUUGGUCAAACAAACACAGGACUUAUACUGUGUUCCAAAUUGCACACUUUUUCUUUUUACUUGAAUUAUCAUGCUAUGGAGGAAGAGGGUCCAAGUCCAGGGCGCAGAAUUACGAUGACGUACCUGAUGGUAUUCAUACUCCAUGCAACAGUACGCACUUUGUGAAGGCAGCUGCAGUAUGUAUUAAAAGUUAAAAGAAAAUGUAUGCAAUUUGGAAGGCAGCCAUACACCAAGAGACCUCUGUUGCUACUCUGUAUGAAAGCAGAGGUCAAUGUCAAUUUUUUUACAGCAGGUACCUAAAGUGCUUACGUCACGUACAUUACUAUUGAUUUAUUUUAACCCGAAUCAUGAUCUUUCCCUAUAACCUAACCAAGUAGUUUCCUUGCCAAACUGCAGUCAUUUCAUAAUGCUAAAGACAUAUUUAAAAUUGCGACUAUUAACGAUCAAACACAACAGGUUGUCUUUUUGUAGAUCUGCUGCCACCACUAUGGGCCCUAAUUUAAGGAGGAACUUUAGGAACUAACAACCUAUGUGGUCAUAUGAGUUGGAGGACUUGUUGGGAAGUACAGCUCCUUAAAAAAAGAAUUUGGAAAAAUGAGACGAUAGCUGUAAUGUUACUGAUACUGAUUCAGUUCACAGCUCUGAAUAGAUAAAAUCUAAAAUCCUUUAAAUUGUGAAGACGAGAGUGUUGGUUAAAGCCAAAAACUUCUUCUUUUAAUAUAUAUAAAGAAGGAGCUGUUUAUACAUCAGUUUGAUAUCAGGUAAAAGUGUUGGUUUUCUGUGUACUUCUAAGAGAUAAAGUGCUGCAUGCAUCCAAACCAACUGAGCUUUUGUUGGCCAAUCAGAAAUCACAUCUGCAUUCUUGGUGUGACAUUCAACUUUAUGGAACUAUGCUAUAUGAGUGAGCCAAAUGAAAUGAUUGUGAUGGUCUUUCUCAGAUUUGUCAACUCUUCCUUAUGCAAGGUCUUAUUUCUAUUUGCUGCAUUUUAAUUAAAGUUUAAUUCAGCUAUAUCGCUACUCGCUUUAACCUUAAACAUCUAUGCUAAAAAAUAACAAGGUCAUUUAUAGCAGAAAGUGAUGAGGCCUAAUGAAAUGAUGACUGUACUUUAAAACAAACACGGAGGUAACUGACAGAGGUAAUGUAAAGUGACAUCCUACAUAAAAUACAAAUUAUGCAUCACGCACUUUGAUAGAUUUCAGCCUAAUUAAUUGCAGAUAAGGUCAUGAAAUAUAAACCUAUAAAAAAAUGUCUAUGUAGAGAGUGAAUGCACUACAUGCUUUUUCAAAACUAAAACGGUACUUUUUCUUUGUUCUCAUUCUAUGUAUUAUAAGUGUCCUCUAAUGCUAGAAACAUGUAAAAGAAAGCUUUUCGGCGCCUUAACCCAGAGACCUUAAAAUAUAUAAUAUUUCAUUUUGGCUUAGUAUUUUCAUUAAGUCAGUCUCUUGAGAAUACACUCUAACUCAAAGUCUCAACAUGAACAUCAGGGAAUGAUGUAAUAUGUGUAUUUCCCUUUGUCCUGAGACGGUUUGUGAGCUAAAAUUGAAAGUGAUCUUCUAAAAGGAAAUAUUGGUUUCUAUUGGUACCAAACAUUGUUUUUCUAUAGCCUUGAAUCAGAGUUGAUUUAUUUAUGCAGUAUUUAACAUAAUGCAAAAUAUGCAGGACAGUUAUUUUCAGACUGUUGGCUGAAGGUGUCUCAGCCUUUUAUGCAACCCUGGUCUGAUCUGUUGGCCAACAGCUGUCGUUUUUUUCACCCCCUGACACUUGCAGCGGGUUGUUACAUAUUUUACGCAAUAUUUUAAUUUUUUAUGUAAGUGCAAAUUUAAUGUGAUUUUUUUUAAAGAAGGUGAUUACUAAUGUU
Messenger RNA from Plectropomus leopardus (leopard coralgrouper), 5707 nucleotides. It is a transcript of the gene garem1, whose product is annotated as GRB2 associated regulator of MAPK1 subtype 1. Gene Ontology annotation, biological process: cellular response to epidermal growth factor stimulus; epidermal growth factor receptor signaling pathway. Lineage: Eukaryota; Metazoa; Chordata; Actinopteri; Perciformes; Serranidae. Gene Ontology annotation, molecular function: proline-rich region binding. The record is from RefSeq and is a predicted model, not a curated record.